Molecule: messenger RNA, 3935 nt
Organism: Carlito syrichta (Philippine tarsier)
Lineage: Eukaryota; Metazoa; Chordata; Mammalia; Primates; Tarsiidae
Gene: ZNF804A
Product: zinc finger protein 804A
Exons: 3
Coding region: 293-3490 (1065 amino acids)
Cellular component (GO): nucleus
Source: RefSeq, a predicted model, not a curated record
CUAUGCUGAGAAGGAAAACAACAUAGCGAAAGCUCUGGAAGAUCUAAAGGCCAAUUUUUACUGUGAGCUCUGUGACAAGCAGUACUAUAAGCAUCAGGAGUUUGACAAUCACAUUAAUUCAUAUGACCAUGCUCACAAGCAGAGGCUCAAAGAACUGAAACAAAGAGAAUUUGCUCGAAAUGUAGCAUCUAAAUCCAGGAAAGAUGAAAGAAAACAAGAAAAGGCCCUCCAACGCCUGCACAAGCUGGCAGAGCUAAGAAAGGAAACUGUAUGUGCUCCUGGAAGUGGCCCCAUGUUCAAGUCAACAACUGUUACUGUGAGAGAAAAUUGUAAUGAAAUUUCCCAAAGAGUUGUUGUGGAUUCAGUUAGUAACCAGCAAGAUUUCAAAUAUUCUUUGAUUCAUAGGGAAGAGAAUACUAAAGAUGUUACCUCUGUUGCUGCAGAUCCAGAAAGCGCAAAUAAUUAUACAGAAAAAAAUAACCAACUUGGGGAUCAAGCCCAGGGAAUUCACAGACACAAAAUCGGCUUUUCUUUUGCAUUUCCAAAGAAAGCAUCCGUGAAGCUAGAGUCCUCAGCCGCAGCCUUCUCUGAAUACAAUGAUGAUGCCUCUGUGGAAAAAGGAUUUAGCAGAAAAAGUAGAUUUGUCCCCGGUGCUUGUCAUCUUCAACUAUCUUCACCAACAGAUGUGCUUUUGAGUUCUGAGGAGAAAACUAACUCUUUUCAUCCACCAGAGGUAAUGUGCACUGACAAAGAAAUUGCUCAAACUCAAGAGAUAAAAGAAGUCUCCAGUGAAAAAGAUACAUUAUUAUUACCUUCAUUUUGCCAGCUUCCACUCCCUUUAUCUUCUGAUGCAGAUAAUUGUCAAAAUUCAGUCCCAUUAGCAGACCAAAUACCACUGGAAGAUGUUAUUAUUAAUGAAGACAUACCUAUGAGUGGUAACAGUUCUGAGUUGUUAGGAAAUAAAUCCAUAAUUCUUGAUAUGUCUAAUGACUGUGUAUCUGUGCAGACUUCCACAGAGGAAAAUGUUAAGGAUAAUGAGACAUCCACAAUUGAAGUUGAAAACAAAAAUAGUCCUGAGACACUGGUCUCUCCAAAUACUGAAGAAGAAAAUACAACCUUACAUAAAAAACUAGAUAAGAGACAAUGUGAGCCAUUUGUACCUGUACUUAACAAACAUGGUUCAACAAUUCUUCAGUGGCCAUCAGAAAUGCUAGUUUACACAACUACUGAACCAUCAAUUUCUUAUAGCUGUAAUCCUUUAUGUUUUGACUUCAAGUCCACUAAAAUAAACAAUAAUCUAGAUAAAAAUAAGAUGCCAUCAAAAGAUCUUUAUUCUCGGCAGAAGGGAGAAGACAUAUGCAAGGGACAAGUUUCAAACUGCAAGGACAUAUCGAUUGCAAGACUUACUGAUUUUGAAGUUGGAGGUAGCAGAAGUGAAUAUACACAGGUCACUCCUCUUUUGGCUGAUUUUAGUCUCUCUAAUAGCUGUGAAUCUGGAAAAAAUGAGGAUAUGGGGCAGAGGUAUAAAAAGAUUUCCUGUAGGAUCAGAAAACCAGAAAAAUAUACCACUAAAAAUCAAAUAAAACAGGACACUCCCGAUGAAAAAUACAACAAAAUAAGGUUGAAAGAUAUUCAUGAAUACUGGUUCCAUAAAAGUAGAAGAAAGAAAAAAAGAAGAAAGUUUUGUCAGCAUCACCAUGGGGAGAAAACCAAAGAAUCAGAAACUUGCAAAAUUGAAAUAAAGAAUACUUACACUGAUACAGCUGGGAAAAAUCUACUGGAACCAAUUUCAGAAAAGCCGUAUGUAACUGCAGAGCAAUUAUUAGACUCACAGCAGUUACCUGAAAAAAGGCCCAAAUCAGCAUCCAUACCCUUAAGUGAAAAUGAAGAAAUGUGUAAAGCCUGGAAUACUGAAUACAAUAAUAAUGAUGCUGUAACUUCCAAAAACCACUGUAAAAAGAACACAAUACUUUUAAAUGGGCAAUCACAUCCAACAAUGAUACAUUCUGAGAAACAUAAUCUAUCGUACUCCAGAACUUACUGUUGUUGGAAAGCCAAAAUGUCGAGCUGUAGUCAGGAUCACAGAUGCUUAGUUCUUCAAAAUGACAUGAAAUGCCUGAGUCAGAAUCAGGCUGUUAAAAGAGGUUACAAUUCUCUCAUGAAUGAAACAGAGAGAUUCCAUCGAAAACGUAGACAACAUUCGUAUUCUUAUUCUUCAGAUGAGAGUUUGAAUCGACAGAAUUAUUUACCAGAAGAAUUGUUGAGGCCACCAAGUGCUUCAGUUGCCCACUCUAAACCUAAAAAGAAACGGAGGAGAAAAAGAAGUAGAUGCCACUCUGGAUUUGAAACAUUAGAACUCAAGGAAAACACAGAUUAUCCCAUGAAAGACAAUUUAGAUGAGUUAAUAAAUGAAGACAAAAAAGAAGAAGUAAUGCCACAGGAAAUUUCAAAUAUCGAAAGGAACUCAGAACGAACAGAUGAAGUAAGAAACAAACUGACUUUGCACCCUAACCGUCCCCUUCUUUCUGAACCCAAUGGUGAAACUGAUCAUUUGGUCAUGGAGACCACUCCUGGUCAAUCCUCAGAGGUUUCCAGUGAUCCCACCACAGCUAUCUACGCAGAGAGUGCCCCACCAAAAGAAGCAAUUGACAAUACCUUGCUUGAACACAAAGAAAGAAGUGAGAACAUAAAUCUUAAUGAAAAGCAAAUUCCUUUCAAGGUGCCUAAUAUUGAAAGGAACAUUAGACCUUCACAGCCUAAAUCAUACCUUUGCCAUUAUGAACUGACUGAGGCCAUUCCCCAAGGAAAGAUGAAUGAGGCAUCGACUGAGUGGCUGCGUUAUAAUUCAGGACUCCUUAACGCACAACCAUCGUUACCGUUCAAGGAAGCACACGUCAGCGGUCAUACCUUUGUGACAACGGAGCAAAUCCUGGCUCCGCUGGCUUUACCGGAGCAAGCAUUACUGAUCCCACUGGAAAACCACGACAAAUUCAAAAACGUCCCAUGUGAGGUCUACCAGCACAUUAUCCAGCCCAACCUGCUGGCCAACAAGGUCAAAUUCUCCUUUCCUCCAGCUGCCCUCCCACCCCUCAGCACGCCUCUGCAGCCUUCACCUUUGCAGCAGCCCUUCUGCUCUACCUCCGUAACCACAAUCCAUCACACUGUUUUGCAGCAGCAUGCUGCAGCCGCUGCAGCCGCCGCCGCCGCUGCAGCUGCAGGAACCAUUAAAGUGCUUCAGCCACACCAACAGUUUCUUUCCCAAGUCCCAGCUCUCACCAGAGCAUCCUUACCUCAGAUCUCAGUAGGACCAGUAGGACCCAGGCUUUGUCCCGGGACCCAGCCGGCUUUUGUGGCUCCUCCACAGAUGCCAAUCAUUCCAGCUUCGGUUCUUCAUCCUAGUCACCUGGCUUUCCCACCUCUUCCCCACGCGCUCUUUCCUUCACUGCUUUCCCCACACCCUACGGUCAUCCCUCUGCAACCCCUCUUCUAGUCACUCACCAUCAGUGGGAAUGAAAAUGCUCGUGAAAACUGUGGCUAUCUACAUACGUGUUCAUCUAAGUGGGUAAUUGGUGGAAAUAAACUGGCCCAAAUAAGCCCUCAUAGAUUUGAAAUCAUUUACUGUAAGUGUAACGAUGCAAAUAAAUUCUUAAGUUUCUGAUAUAUAAUAUUAAGCACUAAUAGUUUGAAAAUCAAUACAAUAUAUGCUGUAUAUUAAAAUGAUGUCUUAAGAGUAUGUAUAAUGUACAUAAAAUAUAUUUAUAGUACUGUAAUUUACGUUGUAAAGUAUGCUCUUUGUUUUUUUAUCUUUGUGUAUCUGCACCUAUUUAAUGUUUAGACAAAACUGAUGGCACUAUGUUUUGUAUCAUGUUCCUCGAAACUGUAAAUUCAGUGACAAAUAUCUCUUGCAAUAAAUUUUUGUUAACUAUUUAAGUAAA